Triticum dicoccoides is the source of this 2477-nucleotide messenger RNA. RefSeq lists its product as uncharacterized. Lineage: Eukaryota; Viridiplantae; Streptophyta; Magnoliopsida; Poales; Poaceae. The transcript has a single exon. The record is from RefSeq and is a predicted model, not a curated record. The coding region runs from base 351 to 2330 and encodes 659 amino acids.
GCGCGUCUGGAAAGGACCCGGCGCGCCCAGAGCAAAGAUGGACAACUAGUAGCAGAAAACGGAAGAAAAAGAAAAGCAAAAGGAGUUCCAGAAAGAAAUCUAGGGCAAGCCGCACGCACGCCACCCAAAUUCCCGUAGCCCUACGCCACCAUCCGCCGCCACCGCCACCGCCGGCGGCGAGUCUCGGCGGCGGCAGAAGCGGCCGAGGAGCACCCCUUCGCCCCCCGAAUCAGGCCCCGAGGGGAAGAAUAAGAGGGGGAGAAGGGGGCAAGUCAGCCCUCCCCGUUCGAUCGGAGGCAGCAUCUCUCCCCCGGAAGGUCGCCGGUGGAGCAACCGCUGAUGCGGCGGCCAUGGCGUCGGCGGUGCUCUCGUACAUUCAAAGCCUGUGGCCGCUCUCGGCUCUCCUGAAGGAGGACGACCUGGGCGCCUCCGCGCGGCUGGUGCGGACCCUCUCCGUGCCCGAGGAGACGAAGCAGUUCGUGUUCGCGAUCCGGGAGCCCGAGACGCAGGGCUUGCUCUACAUCCUCGCGGCGCAGAACCUCUCCGAGCAGUCCGCUUUGGACGCCGGACAUCUGAUCAGGGCGGUGCGGCCCCGGGCCGUGAUCACCCAGGUCGCGCACACAGAGGUCGAGGACGUUUUGAUCGAGGAGCAGUGCCUGGCUGAAGGCGGAGCGGGCGGCGUGCCGGCGUCGCCACUACAGGUGAUUAAGCGUUGCAUCACCGAGAAGAAGAGCAAAGAUCACUAUGUGAAAUCCGCCGCUUGCCAGGUCCUCCGGGAGAUUUUUGGGGUUGGAUUCUAUGGCCACCUAUUGGCUGCCAAGAGAGCUGCGGAGGAGACAGAGUCGCAUUUUCUCUUGCUCGGCUCUCCGUAUGAGAAGAAUUGCAAUGCGGGUGGAUCGAGCAACGGAAAUAGUACGGACGAUAAUCCGGCUCCGCAAUUGCAGACUAGCUGCACUCUUCCUCAGAGUGCCAUGGAUGAUAAAUCUGGUCUCCAGUUACAGAGUAACUGCUUGCUCCCUAAGAGUGCCACUUCUGCAGUAAGCUCCCAUGUCAGGAAGAUAUGCCUUGUGGAUGAUUAUGGAGGGCAGCUCAUGAAGUCGCUAGCUCCAACUGCUAACUUGUUGUUGUCCCAAGCUAUCUCUUCCUAUGCUGUUGCGGAGUGCAGACUGUCAGAAUGUAAGCCGGCCGACAGAUACGAGCCUCCACUUUUUGCGCAGACCGUCUACCCUCUGCUCUCUGACCUUUAUGAGAUAUUUGUUCAAAUUCCGUCAAUUGGGAAGGCUAUGGCUUCUGCACAGAUGUUGCUCACUCAAGUUCACAAGGGGAAGCCAGUUUGCAGUGAAAUGUUAUCUGAUGUCUAUGUAUUUGGAAUUGCAAUAGAGGCUCUCAGAAUAUGUUUAAACAAUGCAGGAAGACGCCGCAUUAAUACUAGGGAUAAUCAUAGUUUGGAGAAAUUGGAUUUUGCAGAGCUCCCUUCUGAGGAGAAGUGCCACAUUCUUCUUGUUCAAGCUCUCAGAAGUCAACUAAGGGAGUUCGGUUCUGUGGUGGCUGUAGUUGAUGCCAGCUGCUUAGCUGGAAUAAGGAGACACUGGAACACUCCUGUUCCUUCGGAGAUCACACAAUUAGCUGGCAGUUGCUUCAAUCAUUAUGGCAACAAAAAUGAGAGCGAAAAUGAGAGUGAUAACAAUGAGGUGCCAUCGGACAGCACUGAUAAAAAGAGCUGGAUAGCUGAGAAACCUGUGGUCGCAGUUGGUGCGGGAGGAACAGCAAUUCUUGGUUUUUCAUCUUUGUCGAAAACCAUCCAGGCAUCUGCCAUUCUUAAGUUGGCUCCUUAUAAAACUCCAGUGAUCUUAAAGUAUGGCUUAAUGCAGCUGCAAAGGCAUGCCGGCGUUGUAUUAAGCAAGCUCCUCUCUCAUGGGGUUGUUAGUGCUGGUUCGAAGUCAUCUGUUUUACAGUUCACAGCUUCAGCAGAGAAGAUUCGGGCGGUGACACACACCGUAAUAUCAUCUGUAGAGAGAACUAGCUUGUUGGCGAUGCGGACAUCGUUCUACGAAAUAAUGCAAAAGAGGCAGAAGCACAACCGACCUUUCCGGAUAGCUCCUUGGGCAACAUUUAGUUUUAGCUUGGUUGCAUGUGCUGGCCUCCUGAAGCAUGGAGAUGGGAUUGAGUGUGCUGCUGAGGCCGCACCUUCUGUUCCCAUGAUUGCCUCCCUGGGCCGUGGUCUUGAGAGCUUGCGUGUCACUUCAGAGGAAACGAGGCAAACAAGGAGCCAAAAUGUGAAGGAAGCUUUGCUAACAUUGUUGCGCAGCUUAAAGAAAUCAGAAAAGUAAAGCCACAAUAAUGUACAACUGAAACUGUAUAGAUUUCAUCAUGCAAUUUUGUCAUUAGAGCGAAGCUUUCAUACCAUCUGUACAGUACAUUCUUGUUCUUACUUCUUACUGAUAUAAUGAAAUUCUCAUGGUAUGCUAUUGUGUGCA